Molecule: messenger RNA, 1419 nt
Organism: Arthroderma uncinatum
Lineage: Eukaryota; Fungi; Ascomycota; Eurotiomycetes; Onygenales; Arthrodermataceae
Product: prolyl aminopeptidase (secreted protein)
Exons: 1
Coding region: 1-1419 (472 amino acids)
Biological process (GO): lipid catabolic process
Molecular function (GO): triacylglycerol lipase activity
Source: RefSeq, a predicted model, not a curated record
AUGCGUCUAUCACACUCUCUGCUUGUCUACCUCGUCCCCCUUGCGACGGCCCUCCAAGCAGCCAAUUUCAAUGUCUCCAAGGCCCUCGCAGAGUCUCACUCUUGCGGCUCCGAGUGCCAGCGUCGCCUGAACAACACUAUCCCAGCAGACGUAGCCAUCCUCAGCCGUGACUUUGACUUCUCCUUCUACCAAACCGCAGCAAACUUCUUCUCGUCUCUAGCUCCAGGUGAAGUUCUCAAAUUCCAGCGUAUCAACCCAAAGAAUCUCACCAUCGACGGCGGCGCAACUGCUUUCCGGUUCCAAUAUACGUCCCUGGACUUUAAUGGCUCUCUCGUCCCCGUCACCGGCUUCAUCGCUUUCCCAUACACACCACACUAUUCCUUUCAGGACCUGGCUUCAAACUCUUCUUCAAGAUACAGGCUGGCAGCGUUCGCACACGGCACGAUUGGUAUAUUCCCCGGGUGUGCACCAUCCAACGGACCCGCCUUGAAUGACUAUACUAGCUGGCAGCCCGUUCUUGAAAGGGGCUAUGCGAUAGUAGCUACGGACUAUGCAGGCCUGGGAAACAACUAUACCAGCCACAAGUACCUGAGUUUCCCAGCACACGCGAGCGACGUAUACUACUCUGUAGUAGCAGCUCGCAAGCUGUUCCCGCGCUCGUUCACCAAGGAAUGGAUGACCUUUGGGCACUCCCAGGGCGGAGGAGCAGCCUGGAAGCUCGCAGAGAGCAGAUAUGUGCGAAAAGACCCGAACUAUCUCGGCACCGUAGCCCUGGCCCCGGCAACAUAUUUCAUACAGCAGCUCAUCGACAGUUUUACUAAAGCAGUUUCUUCCCCCUCGGGCGUAGAAAAGGGCACCGGUGUAGGAUUCCUGCCAUUCUUACCCACUGCCGCUCAGCGUGUUAUCCCUUCAUACAGGGAAUCGAUACUGGCGCCCACUUUAUGCAACAGAGUGCAGCUGGCAACCAAAGCACAACUAUGUCUCAAUGCUGUCCUCGGGAUGAGCAUCGACUUGGACGCCAGCCAGCUCGUUUCAGUAGCCGGUGCCAAAAGGGACAUUCCAACGCUGUUGAAGUGGGAAAAGAUGGUUGCGCCAGCACAGGGGGGUGCAAACCCGGCACCGAUCUUUGUUGUCCAGGGCCUGAACGAUACGGCUGUGUCGUGGAAUAUCACGGUUCGGGCAUGGAAGAAUUCAUGCCAUGCUGGCAACGAGCUACAUCUGAGGCUCUUCCCUACGCAGGGUCAUCGACCGGUCUUGACAGCCGGCGCUGCCGAAUGGCUUGCCUGGAUGGAUUAUCGGUUUGAGACGAGAGGGACGCGGUCUGGUAAGAAGCAGUGCACCAAGGAGACGAGACAUCCGUUUAACCUGGAGUACGUCAAGGCUCCUACUGACGAAGACUUGAAGCCGUUUCUCAAAUAG